AUGACGUCUUCGGACUCUAUCCCCGGUCUUUACUUCACCGCGCAUCAGGAGUAUGUCAUGCGCGUGCUCUCGGUGGCUGCUUCAUCAGUUUCCAUUGCAGCUGGCCUCUUGGCUUUAUACCUUUACAUUUCCAUGCGCGUCAAGGUCUUUCGGCAUCAUCUGAUUUUACUUCUGUUGCUUUUCGACUUUGGAAAGGCCGUUGUCCUGCUCUGGUAUCCCUCUCGAGUGUUAAACGUACCUUCAGCUUAUGACAAUGUCAAUUUUUGCGAUAUUGUCGGUUUCCUUACAUCGGCCUUUAUUGAAGCCGCUGACUUUGCCGUCUUGUCUCUUGCAAUACACACGGCUUUACUUGUCUUCACUUCAAACUCGGGUCCCGAAGGCGGUCUCUAUCCAUAUAGGAACUGGGUUUAUUCAGCCCAUGUUCUUGUUCCCUUAGGUAUGGCUUCUCUAGUUUUCAUCAAUAAUGGCCGACGCUCAUUUGCACCAAUGGUCACCUGGUGCUACAUCCCAGUCAAACCAUUAUGGUCUCACAUUUUGCUUUCUUGGGCUCCACGUUACAUCAUCAUCGUUUCAAUUCUGGCCAUCUAUUUGGCCAUUUACAUCUACGUUAAACUUGAGUACCGUAAGGUGGUCAAAGACUUUAAAUCAACACAAACAGCACAUCACUCAGUGACUUCCCCUGCUGUGGCUUCUCAAGCUGAUUCUGCAGAUCCAGAACUGACAGGACACGAUUACACAGCAUAUAUUUUAGACACUUCAGAUAUGGAAAUCCAGCCCCAUCCAUGGCUAGACAAUAGCAAUGCUGCUAGCAGCAAAAAGGAAAUGAGCUCGGUUAUUGGCUCAAGUGCUCAUGCUCAUCCCACUACACACUCCUCCACCAACACCCGCAUAAAUCAGUCUAAAAUAAAGUUGAAAUUAAAGCGGUGGAACAAGAUGAUUUGCCGAUCGCUUCUUACUUUCAUUUCAUAUUUCCCAGGCUUUGGAUUUUUAAUGCCACGCAGAUAUGACGACAGCGAAGAUGACGAAGUUGACAUGGAUCCAACUAUGAUUGCUGUACGUGCAUUUCAAAGAGAGAGUAUGGCAAAUUUUCAGCUGCGCCGCAACGCGAUUGAGCGCCAGAUACGGUCCAUUUUUGUGUACCCUGUCGCGUAUAUUUUCUUGUGGAUGGCUCCAUUUGCUGUCCACGUCCUACAAUACAAAACCAUGACCAACCAUGGCGGUGUCUUUUGGAUAGGCGCCAUUGCGGCAUUCAUGCAACCGUUCAACUGUGUCGUCGAUACUGUCGCCUUUUGCAUUCGAGAAAAGCCAUGGAUAGAUCGUAAAGAAGUCAUUUUUACUCGUGAGAAUGCAGCACGUGUGUUCCCGUGCUUUUUCAAAGACAAGUAUUAUGACCAAGACUCCGAUAUGGAAUUGGCCAAAGAAAUGUAUUAUGGAGAAGAAAUGAACCGAGCAAACACUAUCAGGAAUAAAAAUCAAAAUAGAACUGGGUUCUCGGAUCCCAAUGUUUUCGGCGGGACGCAAAAUACAGCUCAUGUACCCGGCCACCAGCAUACCAAGUCGAGUAACAAGAAUACCCUACAUCAAACUGUGCUUUCAUACAUGGAUAAAAAGAGCAUCCUAGAUUAUGAUCAUGACGAUACAGCCACCACGUCUACGGCAACUCAUAUGAUAAAGCAUUAUUCUGGUACAGCAUCGAACAUUCAGCAACCAGAGGCUGAAAUAGCCAAAGCACGCCAAACUUCUUUGGGCUCAGAUUUGUCUAACUCAACCGACGUAACUUACCCACAUGGAAAUCAGCCACAAGUUCCCACUUUCCGACCUCUUGCACCGCCAAUUAUCUUUCCAACGAGAGACCAUCCACACAAUCAUCACUGCACACUUCCAUCGACCUCACCCCGAUCUUCUGGAGAGCGUAGACGGCCACGUUCAUCAUCACCGCAUUUUAAAUCAUUUUUGCAUAUUGGAAAUCGACGUGGAGCAUUGCCUGGAGAUCCCUCACCGCUCAGCAGGCCUACAGUUAUUCCAUCAGAUACUCCUUUCAUGACCACUACGGCACGACGAGUAGAUUUAGAUAAGGGAAAGAGUAAUGGAGAUGACGACGAAAGUGAAGGUGAAAUGGACAUUCUGGAGUUUUUACGGUAA
Messenger RNA from Magnusiomyces paraingens, 2142 nucleotides. RefSeq lists its product as uncharacterized. Gene Ontology annotation, molecular function: G protein-coupled receptor activity. Lineage: Eukaryota; Fungi; Ascomycota; Dipodascomycetes; Dipodascales; Dipodascaceae. Gene Ontology annotation, cellular component: plasma membrane. Gene Ontology annotation, biological process: adenylate cyclase-activating G protein-coupled receptor signaling pathway. The record is from RefSeq and is a predicted model, not a curated record. The coding region runs from base 1 to 2142 and encodes 713 amino acids. The transcript has a single exon.